Molecule: messenger RNA, 615 nt
Organism: Cyphellophora attinorum
Lineage: Eukaryota; Fungi; Ascomycota; Eurotiomycetes; Chaetothyriales; Cyphellophoraceae
Exons: 2
Coding region: 1-615 (204 amino acids)
Source: RefSeq, a predicted model, not a curated record
AUGACAACUAGAUCCCGCAACGCAAUACCUUCCGACGACACACCACACUUCUCGGCCGGUAUGUCUGUCCAGUUCCAUGCUACUUUCUCGAUGGACGAGGAGACCAGAACCAUCACCAACCUCGACACCGAGGACAUGCAGAUGGUUCAAGAAGCCAAACAAAAGGCAAACCCGCGAUACUCCGUCUCCGACGCCCUCCGCACAGGCAUUGCUUAUGUUCGGAGAAGCUAUAUCCGGCGCGAGGUUCGCAUCGUCGCACCAGAGAUGAUCUUUCGAGCAAUGGCGGCUCACCAGGAGGACAACUGUCAGCAUAUGGAUGAGCAUGCUGAGCUGUACAUCACAUACCUUCAGGCUCUGAUUGACCCAAGGAACGGCAUGAAGUACAGUCGCAUUCGUGUUGAGAACAUACAGGAGGAGAUCCGUCAAGCGGAGCUUGCGCUUGCUUCCUUCCGGGCUGCUCGAGCUGCUGGAACGGUCUUCCACAAAUGUCCGGCCACGGUUGGGAUCGAGUACCUGAGAGCUCCCAAGGCCCACGUCCAUGACGAGAGAUGCGGCACUGGCGUUGGCUGUACCAUCCAGGAGCCCGCAGGAAAGAAUAAUGCCAACAAUGCAUAG